CUUGGUGUUACCAGCCAUAUAUGAUCUAUAACAUAAAAUGAAUUGUUUCAGUAUGCGUUCUGUGUCACGAAAGUUUUUACUGCCACUAUCCUUCGAUGAAUACCUGCUUCACGCUGCUUUUUUCACGAGUAUUCAGGCUUUUAAUAUGGGAGGGUGGCCCUGUAUGCUAAAUCUCAUACUAGCCACUCUCGCCUCCACUUUGGCAAUAGCACCCAUCGGUCUUCUGAGCUUUCUUCUCCUCGUCUCAUUUACUUCGCGUCAAAUUAGGUGUCUGUCAAAGCAAAACCAGACCGUCAUAGGGAAGCCUCUCCUUUUUCCUGCCACGCUUGACCAUACUCGCCUAUCGCCAAUCAAAAACAAAUUCACCUUCAAUGUCUUAUUUGUCGGGAUACCGAUAGGACUCAGCUGCCGAUUCGGGCGACUGCUUGCCAUUGAUGCAGAAGAUGUGCAUGAGAAAAAUUGCAGUGAGGGAUCCCUAGUUCUAGCUUGGUUGAGGUCCCUCUUUUCCAGCUGGUUUAGUUUUGACUCGGCAAGAUACCUCCACCGCGGAGAUGGCACACUCAGCUUACAGAUCAAGUUACGUAAAUUUUUGAUGGAGCAUAAUGAAGACCCUGAUCAAUGGCCUUACGCGUAUAUGCUGAGCGUACCGCGGUUUUUGUGGUGGGAACGGAGCGUGGUGACAUGGUGGUAUCUUUAUUCACCAAGCAAGGAAUUAGAUGCGGUGAUUAUGGAGAUCAACAACUCAUUUGAUGAGAAAAGAAACGUCUUGUUCAGGGUACAGCGUACGAACACGAAUGCUGGAAACACAGCAGGGAACCAUCAACAACCCGUGAACCUUAAGGAGGAGUACUUAGAGAAGGGCGGAAGGGUAUGUUCGCUGAACCCGCAACGUGACACUUACGCCUACAAAGCGACCUGGAAGAAAGAGAUCUUCGCCAGUCCAUUCGAAAAGGUCGGAGAAACCGUAUCUAGCAUGUUCAUGGAUCCUGUAGCGCCUGCAUCAUGGUUAGCAAAUCGUUCUCUCUCAGACACGACCACUCUAGAUCCCUCUGGAAGUCCUAGAAUGAUAGCCAGGGUUAGGUGCAAGAUACCGCCCAUUGACCCGAGCCACGCAUCGUCUUUCCAGAUCUUCCGCCUCCUCUUGGCAUGGAGUGUAAAUAUCACCUUGACAACACCGAGGAUCCUCUCUAUAGCUAUUCGGCUUCACAUCAUGAACCUUAUGAGUAUGAUGGACCGACCGGAUAUACGGCCUGGGAGCGAGCCGAGACGGGCGACUAACGGGGAAAGGGCGCUAGAAACCUUCUUCCGAAACUACCUCGAACACAUCGUUGCCUCUUAUCCAGGGAACUUGGAAGUCACAUACAUACCUUGCAAGUCAGUAUCGAAAACCACAAUCUGUCUGAGAUCUAUACAAUACUCAAAAGGCAACGAUCCCAUGCAGCUGAAAUUCGAGGUUAUGGAUCCAGCCUUCUAUUCCCGAAUCGUCAAUUCUCCAAACGCAUGCAUUGCUAUGGCGAAGGAAACGAAGCCUGGAAGGUCACCUGCUGAUCCACUAUCCUCCCCCGUCAUUGCCUCCGAUAUACCUCUAAUCAUACAGCUAUUGGAUGUGGCCGUCAAAGAGAUCAGGGCUUAUGAUAAAGCCAGCUCCGGACUGUCAUCACUCAUAUUCUCUCUUCGCCGUUGGCUGACUCCCUCAUUCAUGGAUUCCUUUGUUUGCAAUGUCCUCCCGCCCCAUAUCCAAGAGCACUACAUUUCAUGUCUGAUGCAAAUAUGGGUGGAGAAAGUGACGUGGGACCUUCUGAGUCCUCAUCAGAUAUACAGCGUGAUCAGGGCUGCGGUGCUGCAGUGGGCUAUUUGCUGGAUACUGUUUCGCAUGGUAUGACAGUUCGGGUGCCUAGUGGUGAAGAUGUCACCAGAAGCAAGCUGAGGACACCGGGGCUUCUGGUAAGGCAAGGCCUGUCGCAUAAAUUCGAGACGACUGUCACGCGUGAGCUCAUGCAAUGUCGUAAUGUCAGAGAACACUGCCCAGGCAGUCAUCCAAUUUCGCGCACAAAAU
Aspergillus piperis CBS 112811 is the source of this 2056-nucleotide messenger RNA. RefSeq lists its product as uncharacterized. The record is from RefSeq and is a predicted model, not a curated record. The transcript has 3 exons. Bases 38 to 1882 code for a protein of 614 amino acids. NCBI's taxonomy places the organism in Eukaryota, Fungi, Ascomycota, Eurotiomycetes, Eurotiales, Aspergillaceae.